CAGGACAGAUUAGGGCACCAUUUGCCAUAACUAAAUAGUUACCUUGUAUAUGAAGUAGGGAGAUAUAUGUUUUUAUUUUUAUUUUUAUGCUUUAUGAUAGGUAGUGGAGAGGUACAGCCUGGAGUCCAGAGGAAGCAUCCUGUGCGUCCGACGCAACAAAGUAUCGCUUUGAGCCAAAAACAGAUGUGGAUACUCUGAGCGGAGCUGCCCAGCUGAGGUGAAGGGGAGGGCAGAGGAUCCCAGGUUCAGCGUGAGUGUGAGUGAUGACCUGCACACCGGAAACAGGACCAUGAUCUGAAGAGGUCGCCCCGAACACAGAAACUUCUUCCUCUCCUCCUCCUCCUCCCUAUUUUUUUUAUAUUCUUUUCGUCGUUGUAAAUCUCUGGGGUGACAGCCUCCCUGCGUGCACGGAGAGGACAAAACCAAAAGAGACGACAUAUUUCUGAGGAGGAAGAAAUACAGCAACGAGUCAUCCGUGACCUCUGACCUUGCCGCUCCCCCCUUUGCCCCUCCCGCCGCCACACCGGAAACAUGGGGAGGAAAAAGAUUCAGAUCCAGAGGAUCACUGACGAACGCAACAGACAGGUGACGUUCACCAAGCGGAAGUUCGGCCUGAUGAAGAAGGCGUACGAGCUGAGCGUGCUGUGCGACUGCGAGAUCGCCCUCAUCAUCUUCAACCACUCCAACAAGCUGUUCCAGUACGCCAGCACCGACAUGGACAAAGUACUGCUCAAGUACACCGAGUACAACGAGCCGCACGAGAGCCGGACCAACGCCGACAUCAUCGAGACGUUGCGAAAGAAGGGCUUUAACGGCUGCAACAGCCCCGAGCCCGACGGAGACGACUCCAUCGACCAAAGCCCGCUGAACGAGGAGAAGUACCGCAAGACGGAGGACCUGGACAGCCUGUUCAAGCGCUACGGCUCCACAGUCCCACAGCCCACCUUCUCCAUGCCCGUCACCGUGCCGGUGUCCAAUCAGAACGCGGCGGCCCUCCAGUUCAGUAACAACCCCGGCGCCCUGGUCACCACCACCUCCUUCAUCACCUCCACCCUCACAGACCCGCGCCUCCUGUCGCCACAGCAACCGUCUCUGCAGAGGAACACCGUGUCGCCAGGGUUACCACAGCGACCAGCCAGCGCAGGUGCUCUGUUGGGAGAUAUGGGGAACUCAAACGGAGCGUGCCCGAGUCCAGUCCCUAACGGCUACAUCAGUGCCAGGGCCUCCCCGGGCCUCCUCUCCGUAUCCAACGGCAACAGCCUGGGGAAAGUAGUCCCGGCGAAGUCCCCGCCUCCGCCCAGCCCUCAGAUGGUCAACAGCCGCAAGCCGGACCUGAGGGUCAUCACCUCGCAGAGCGGCAAGAGCCUCAUGCAGCUGACUGCUCAGCGGCUAGGUGGCUCCCAGUCGCUCACCACACCGGUGGUCUCCGUGGCGACACCCAGUCUCCUAGCGCCCUUCUCCGGCAUGCAGACGGCCUACAACACCGAGUACCAGCUGACGAGUGCGGAUCUCACAGCGCUCCAGACGUUCACACAACCGGGGCUGGUGCCUGGCAACAUGGCUGCCUGGCAACAGCAACCGCCAGUCUCCCAGCAACAACAACAACAACAGCAGCAGCAGCAACAGCAACAGUCACAGAUCAGCUUGGCGUCGCUCAGUAACUUGGUCAUGUGGGGUGCAGAGAAACAGAAUGCAGAGAUGGUUAACUGCAUCUCCAAUUUUGCUGCUAACCUGAGGCCGAUGGGUCAGUUAUCUCAGGGCGCCGCUCUGACAGUCAACACCAACCCCAACAUCAACAUCAAGUCUGAGCCCGUCUCACCCAACCGCGACCGCAGCACUCCCAGCUCCACCUGCGGCGCCGUGGGAGGCGGAGGCGGAGGCCAGAUCCAGCUCCAGGGUCAGGGUCUGGUGUCGGUGGCCUACCCCGGGGCCCUGCGCCUGGAGGUGGGCCAAGGCCGCUCGCCGGUCGACAGCCUCAGCAGCAACGGCAGCUCGUACGACGGCAGCGACCGGGACGACGGCCACCAGGGGCGAGGAGGCGGGGCUCCGGACUUCCUCCACCAGGCUGCCGCCGGAGGACAGCAGCAGCAGCAGCCCGCCAUGGUCCUCCUGAGGCCGUCGUCGGCCGAGCCCCAGGACCAGGACGGGACCAACGUCAAGAGGAUGAGACUGGACACCUGGGUCACAUGAAGAGGUGACGGAGAGGGACGGACGGACGGACGAUGAGGAGGAGGAUGGAGAUGUGUUCUUGUGGCUUGUGUUGAUGCCCCCACCAGCCCUGAUGCCCCUGGUCUCCUUCUUUGUGCACACACACACACACACACACACACACAUAUAUAUAAUAUAUAUAUAUAUAUAAAC
Anoplopoma fimbria (sablefish) is the source of this 2361-nucleotide messenger RNA. RefSeq names its product myocyte enhancer factor 2d (gene mef2d). The record is from RefSeq and is a predicted model, not a curated record. Gene Ontology annotation, molecular function: RNA polymerase II cis-regulatory region sequence-specific DNA binding; protein dimerization activity; DNA-binding transcription factor activity, RNA polymerase II-specific. Lineage: Eukaryota; Metazoa; Chordata; Actinopteri; Perciformes; Anoplopomatidae. Gene Ontology annotation, biological process: cell differentiation; positive regulation of transcription by RNA polymerase II.